AUGGCCUCAUCAGGCCUAUCGGGCAUGCGAAAAUGUGUCCGGAAUCUCACUCCAUACCUCGUCUUCAUGAUGUCCAUCAUAACCCUUGGGCCCCUGCUCUUUGGCUUCCAUCUCGCCGAGCUUAAUGCCCCAGAAGACUACAUAACCUGCAAGAAAGGGAGGACUACAGGGAUGCCCAAAGGCGCGACCCUCAUACCAUGCAUCCCAAUGGACAAGGCACAGUUCGCCUUCGUUUCCUCGAUCUUUACAAUUGGCGGCCUCUUCGGAGCACUCUUAGCAGGCCCAGUUUCGACCAGUUUUGGCCGCCUCCCAGCAAUGCGCAUCUCUGCGAUCUUCUAUGUCCUCGGUUCUGCCAUCACAAUGUGGAGCGCAAGCAUCAGUGCAUUCGCAACAGGACGCUUUCUACUUGGCAUCGGCGCCGGAGCGAGCGUCGUCGUCGUCCCAAUUUAUAUCUCGGAAGUCGCUCCUCCCACAGACCGCGGGAUCUUUGGGUUCCUCACACAGAUCGCGACGAACAUGGGCAUCCUCAUUACUCAGAUCCUCGGUUACUACCUUAGCUAUUCUAUACUAUGGCGUUUCAUCCUUGCUGCGGGAGGUCUCAUAGGCCUUGUGCUCUUGUUCGGCCUCUUCCUCGUCCCAGAAUCUCCCGCCUGGACCGCCGCGAACCGCUCCCCAGGACGCGCCCUCGCAACACUGAAACGUCUACGCGGGCCACAUGCCGACGUUUCCGAAGAGAUUCAAACCUGGGACUGCACCUUCUCACCGUCCGAUCCGCAGCUGAGCGAAUCCACGACAGUCCUCCUCGAGCCUGAAUCGCAGUCUCGACGCUCAUCCAUCAGCACCUCUUCCAAGCCUCCGCCCCGCGCCCACGUCGGCAUCAUAGCCGUGGCUCUCUCCCCCAUCUACCGCCCUGCCAUCAUCGCCGUCGUAGGCGUAAUGUGCGUGCAACAAUUCACCGGUAUAAACUCCGUAAUGAUGUACUCCGUCUCCGUCCUCACCGACCUCUUCCCCACCUCCGCCACCCUCCUCACAAUCCUCAUCUCAAUCGUCAACCUUAUCGCCACCACCGCGUCCGCACCCCUCCCCGACAUCCUCGGCCGCAAAUCCCCCCUCCUCAUCUCCAUCACCGGACUGGGUUUCAGCUCAGCCGCCCUGGGCGCCUCAAUCCUGUUCUCCCUCCCCGCCCUAUCCGCUGCCUCCAUCCUCCUUUUCGUCGCCUUCUUUGCCACGGGCCUAGGGCCCAUCCCAUUCAUGAUGGCCUCUGAGCUAGUCAGCACGGAGGCCAAGGGCGCCGCGCAGUCAUGGGCGCUAGCGACGAAUUGGAUCGGCACGUACCUUGUAGCGCAGUUCUUUCCUAUCUUGAAUGAUGGCGUGAAUGAGGCGCUGGGUGGCGCCGGAUGGUUGUACUUUGGGUUUGCGGCUGUGGCGGCCGUGGGAGUGUUGUUUGUGAGCCGGUUUGUGCCGGAGACGAAGGGCAAGAGAGAUGCGGAUGAGGUGUGGGGGCGGGUUAGGAGGGUUGAUUGA
Messenger RNA from Pseudogymnoascus destructans, 1524 nucleotides. RefSeq lists its product as uncharacterized. NCBI's taxonomy places the organism in Eukaryota, Fungi, Ascomycota, Leotiomycetes, Thelebolales, Thelebolaceae. Gene Ontology annotation, biological process: monosaccharide transmembrane transport. Gene Ontology annotation, cellular component: membrane. The coding region runs from base 1 to 1524 and encodes 507 amino acids. The transcript has 2 exons. Gene Ontology annotation, molecular function: hexose transmembrane transporter activity. The record is from RefSeq and is a predicted model, not a curated record.